UAUCUUUGGUAGUGCUCUUUAGCUGUGUUUGCUCAAAGAAAUAUGAAGUAUAUACCAGAGGUUGGGUUGUGGGUGUUUUUUUCUGCAGAGAUGGAGUGAUAUUUCCUCUCAUGAUCACGUGGUUAAAGGGAAACCAUAUAAGCAUGUGAAGAUGACUCUGGUUGUUAAUGUUGCUGUGCUACAAGGACCAAGAGCCAUAACAGUGACUGAGAGGUUUCUAACAUCUCUUUAAAAUGGAUUACACGGGAGAGCCAUUUACAGCCUCAAUGACCACAGAGUCUGAAUAUUCUGGGAGUGAACCAUCAGACUACACGGAGGAUUAUGAUGCAGGCCCGACUGAGAUGUCAGGCAUGUGUAACAAAGGUUGGGUCAGGCAGUAUCGUGGUCUGUACGAAUCCCCUUUCUACUGGAUGAUCUUUAUCCUUGGUGCUGUGGGUAACAGUAUGGUAGUUUGGAUCUACAUCAGCAUACGUAAUCGCCUGAAAACCAUGACCGAUGUGUACCUGCUCAGCCUGGCUGUGGCUGACCUCCUCUUCCUGUGCACGCUGCCCUUCUGGGCCGCUGAUGCUGUUGUGGGCUGGAACUUUGGGACCCAUAUGUGCAGAUUUGUCUCUGCCAUCUAUAAAAUCAACUUCUUCAGCAGUAUGUUCCUCCUCACCUGCAUCAGCGUGGACCGUUACAUUGCUAUUGUCCAAGUCACCAAGGCGCAGAACCUGAAGAAAAAGAGGUUGUCCUACAGCAAAGUGGCCUGCGGGUUUGUCUGGUCUCUUGCUCUGCUCCUUUCCCUUCCGGAGUUCAUCUUCGGCCAAGUAAAGACCCACCAAAAUGGACAAUCCUCCUGUACUAUGGUCUACUGGAGCAACAUAAACAACAAGACCAAGAUCCUUGUUCUGUCCCUGCAGAUCUGCAUGGGCUUCUUCCUUCCUCUCCUAGUCAUGGUCUUCUGUUACUCUGUAAUCAUUCACACUCUUCUGCAGGCCAGAAACUUUGAAAAGCACAAGGCCCUGCGUGUCAUUUUUGCUGUGGUGUUUGUGUUUGUCCUCUCCCAGCUGCCACACAACAGUCUGCUCAUAGUGGAGGCCGCGCAGGCAGCCAAUACGACCAUCACUGACUGUGACACCGUCAUUCGUUUUGAUGUAGCUGGACAGAUUGCAAAGAUCCUGGCGUACACUCACGCCUGCCUAAACCCGUUACUGUACGUCUUCGUCGGGGUUCGGUUCAAACAAGACCUGCUGAGGGUUGCGAAGACGUGUGCUAGUUGUGUCAGUAAAGGAGGAGUUGGUAAAACACAGGGAGUUCCUAAACGUCCUUCUGUCAUGUCAGAUACUGAAACUACCCCGGCCCUUUCACUAUAAAAGCUCAUUGUUUCACAAACCUGAUACCACAGCCUCCUUAAACAUGAUCCCACUUUCAUUUUGGUCCUUGUGCAUUAAAUAUAAACUCUGAGAGCAAUAUAACUGACCCCACUCAUUGCAUUCAUUAUCCUGGAAUCACUGUAUAGACUGUAUAAUAGUGUAAAUACUUUUUUAAGUGUUUUUUUUUUCAAAGUUGUUCCAUCAUGUGUUUUUCAUCUUCUGCUGGAAAUGAAUAUAAACUGUAUUUUUGAUUAUUUGAUGCAAAACAUUGAUUAAAGAUGUGA
This is a messenger RNA of Notolabrus celidotus (New Zealand spotty), 1639 nucleotides long. RefSeq names its product chemokine (C-C motif) receptor 9b (gene ccr9b). The coding region runs from base 234 to 1355 and encodes 373 amino acids. Gene Ontology annotation, cellular component: membrane. The transcript is spliced from 3 exons. The record is from RefSeq and is a predicted model, not a curated record. Gene Ontology annotation, biological process: chemotaxis; G protein-coupled receptor signaling pathway; immune response. Gene Ontology annotation, molecular function: chemokine receptor activity. NCBI's taxonomy places the organism in Eukaryota, Metazoa, Chordata, Actinopteri, Labriformes, Labridae.